CCUGUGCAGCGGGAGGAGGACGUGGCGGCAGGGAAAGACAGGUGGAGACAGAGGUUACUGUCUGCUAUGAACACUGGGACAUCGACAGGUGUGGAGAAGCUGACCUGGAGGGACCGUCUCCCUGGAUACCUCAUCAACAUCUCCUCCAUCCUCUUUAUGUUCGGUCUGACGUUCUCCGCGGUUUUCGGCGUGAUCGUUUAUCGUAUCGUCGUAUCCGCCCUGAUGGCGAUGUCACCUGACCCGGAGAUCAAGUCUAACGUCCGCGUUACCGUGACGGCGACCGCCGUCAUCAUCAACCUGGUGGUCAUCCUGAUCCUGGACGAGAUCUACGGGGCCGUGGCCGUCUGGCUCACGGAGCUGGAGAUCCCCAGGACAGAGAGUAGCUUUGAGCAGCAUCUGAUUCUGAAGGUCUUCCUACUGAAGUUCAUGAAUGCCUACGCCCCCAUCUUCUAUGUAGCUUUCUUUAAGGGACGGUUUGCGGGCAGGCCAGGAGACUAUGUCUAUGUUUUUAAUGACUACCGGAUGGAGGAGUGUGCUCCUGGAGGAUGUUUAAUAGAGUUAUGUAUUCAGCUCAGCAUCAUCAUGGUGGGGAAGCAACUCAUUCAGAACAACGUGUUUGAGAUCGGCAUCCCUAAGUUGAAGAAGUUGAUCCGAGCAUGGAAGGAUAAGGGCAUUUCAUUGGAGGAGAGAGAGGAGCAGCGAGCCAGACCUCCUCAACAGUGGAACCUCGACUACACCCUGGUCCCCUUCGAAGGACUGACCCCCGAGUACAUGGAGAUGAUUAUCCAGUUUGGUUUUGUGUCUCUGUUUGUGGCGUCGUUCCCUCUGGCUCCUCUCUUCGCUCUCCUCAACAACGUCAUCGAGAUCCGCCUCGAUGCCAAGAAGUUCGUCACCGAGCUGCGACGACCGGACGCUGUCCAAGCCAAAGACAUCGGAAUCUGGUACAACAUCCUGAGUGGAAUGGGAAAGUUCUCUGUCAUUAUCAAUGUAAGUGUUAACAUUGGCGCGCACACACGCAUUCUGAGAACACGCUGUGUAUUUUUGCACACUGGUGCAAUAAAGGAAAUAUUCACCCAUUUUUAA
Molecule: messenger RNA, 1083 nt
Organism: Salmo salar (Atlantic salmon)
Lineage: Eukaryota; Metazoa; Chordata; Actinopteri; Salmoniformes; Salmonidae
Source: RefSeq, a predicted model, not a curated record